Scophthalmus maximus (turbot) is the source of this 2693-nucleotide messenger RNA. RefSeq names its product centriole, cilia and spindle-associated protein b (gene ccsapb). Gene Ontology annotation, cellular component: spindle; ciliary transition zone; cytoskeleton. The record is from RefSeq and is a predicted model, not a curated record. The coding region runs from base 246 to 1079 and encodes 277 amino acids. Gene Ontology annotation, biological process: regulation of mitotic spindle assembly. NCBI's taxonomy places the organism in Eukaryota, Metazoa, Chordata, Actinopteri, Pleuronectiformes, Scophthalmidae. Gene Ontology annotation, molecular function: microtubule binding. The transcript has 6 exons.
UGUGAUUAGAGCAGCACCGUCAACGCCAUCUGUUCUGCUCCGCCGCCGUGAAACCAGACUCCGGUCCUCACGGAGGCGAACUAUCCCCGGGGAGGAAGUAGGCGGGUUCUCGCGGGGGAACCGUCCAGCUGCUCUGCCAUUGGUUAGAAACGCUUCCGCGUUUUGGUUUAAAUGUCUGGCGGUGACACCAAACAUCAGUGAGAUGAGAGACUUGUUUCAACUCGUAAAGCAACGUCCACAGCGAGAUGGUGACUAAGAGGAUACGCUCGGAGUACAUGAAGAAAUUCAAAGACCCCAAAUGGGAGACCUACACCAAGUGCUAUGAGGAGAUGCUGAAGUACCGGCUGACCCGCAGGCUGCUGGAGCACACGCACAACCCCUGGUUCUGGAACGGCUCGGACAGUGAGUCAGACUCGGGAGGAAGAAGUCCCCCUCCUCCCGACCACAACCAGGUAGGGCCCGAGACCCAUGGGGGCGGGACGGGGGGCGAGCUGGAGGAGUGUGAGGGGGCGAGGACCACAGGGCCCGUACCCAGGCUUCCCCUUCAACAGGAGGAGGAGAAGAAUGUGUCUGCAGGCUCACAGCUUGAUGGUGUCAAAACGACGAGUGCACCAGAGGAGGAGCAGAGAAACAGCAGUAAACAGUUACCAGCUCCCCGCAGAGAGCGACGCCAAGAGAGAGACUCUGGACAACACAGAUCACAGCAGAGUAAACCCUCCAAACCCUCCAAACAAACUUGGCACUCCCAACGGGUGAGACCUGCACCAGCACGACAGCCCAAGGAGGAUAGUAAGGAGAGCAAACAUUCUUUUGCUCUGUACGGUUCAGGGGAGAAGGCUGCAGACAUUGGGGCCAGAAAGACACACAACGUCGGCCCAGCAGCUUCGACUAAUCAGAUCCAUGACUCGGCUCUGCGUGCCAAAACCAGGCGGGAGGUGGAGCGUCUGAUCCAGACCCAGAGAAGUGAGCGCCGGAGAGCCAAGUCUGCCGAUCUGCACAGGGCCAGGAAGGUGGUUCAACCUGAGUUCAACCCCUGGCUCACUGAGUACAUGCGUUGCUUCACUGCUCGCUCCCGAUAGGAUACACAAACACACACACACACACACACACACACACACACACACACACUGCAGAAAUCAAUAAAUCAGGAUAAUUCCAGACACAAAAAAGUAAGUAAAGCCAUUAUUGCCUACCACCUCUGAGGUUUGAGAACACAUUAUUAUCGAAUAGAGCAUGUGGUUGAUUGAGCCAUACAACCUUUUUUGACCAUGAGUGUACUAUAAUGUUUUUAUAUAUUAAACUAAUUUAAUAUCCACAAUGACACACAUCAGACAGGGUACAUUAGGCUUUUGAAGGAAAUUGUUUUAAGGCCAAUAUAUCAUUACAGUAUGUCUACUGUACUCAGAUGUUUAGAUGAGAAGGAACAAACAUGCUGAAUGCAUUUUACAGCCUUACUUCAAUGCAGUCCCUUUAAACUAAUACGUGUCCAUAUUUUUAUACAUGGAUAUCAAUCCAUAGUGGACUCACAUGGGGGUAUUAGAGGCCCAAGGCAGCAUGUAUGAAUAGAUUCAAUGAUUAAUAUUCCGAGUUAAAACGGGUCCACGGACAGGGAUGCAAAAUACAGCCAAAUACACAAGAAAAAUGAUUUGUACUCCAGUAUCCAUUGUGUGAAGUACAGGGUUUAUUCAGUCAUCCUCACGUGUGCAGAGCACUAUGUUAGUUGACAUACACAGAUUAGCCUGUUUUACAGUUUUCACAUCACUUAAUGCUCUGGACUGGUUCUUUUAGAUUCAUCACUUUGUAUCACGGCAAAUUGAUCUUCUCUGACUUGAUGAUAGAUUGUGAAUCUCUCACACACUGUACUGACACUCAAAACUCGGUUGUGUGAUGCGGAAGUUUAGCUCAUUCUAAUUUUCUUUUAUUAAUGACUAGUAUUGACUAAUAGUUUUGUGACAUGUGUUUGUUCUUCUCGCCUGUUCAUGUGUGUAUAAUUUAUAAACCUGGUGCUAACACAGUGGGAAAAUAUGUGACUUUUAAAGCCAUGGGUGUGACUGUGAACAGUGUGUGUGCUAUUCUGGAUACUGCAGCUUUUCUUUUAUACAUGUUGGUUGUGUAACUGUUUUGAAUACAGCAUAUUUAGGUUCUCUUGAGCACACAAUUGUAAUUUUACUUGAUCAGUCAAAAUGUUUUAGAGCCCAAAGUGGAACUUAACGCAAAGUUGGAUAUAAAGCCAAAGGCAAAAUUACAUCACAUUUGAACUAUUAUUAUAAAUAUAGUGAACAUAACAUAGGCACAUAUUGCUAAUUUACUGCUUACCAGUUAUUGUUAUACUCUCUAAAACACGACCAAAUCAAACAGCACUUUGAUUUCUAGUCACCUUUCUUGAAUAAUUGUACAGAAUUAUUUGUUAUUACUAUUCUGUAUAAAGUUUAGGUUUUCAUGUAAUUUGUUAAUCUUUUAAAUCUCUGUAUACUUGUUGGUAUGUUUUUGUGAAUGUAUUGAAGGUCAAUGUUAUUUGUACUUACUUGAGAAGACUAAAAUGCAUUUUUUUUAUCCUUUGUGUGUAAUGGAUGUGAUCUUUUCUUGACUGUUGAGACCAUGAGAAAUCAGAUCCCGCGUUCCGUAAUCAUGAUGAAAUCAGUGCUGUGCCAUAAAGAUGUGAAAAAUGUUAUAUUUUUCCCCUUUGCAACUCU